Gasterosteus aculeatus aculeatus (three-spined stickleback) is the source of this 6960-nucleotide messenger RNA. The record is from RefSeq and is a predicted model, not a curated record. NCBI's taxonomy places the organism in Eukaryota, Metazoa, Chordata, Actinopteri, Perciformes, Gasterosteidae.
AAGUCCGGUCCUUCCUGGUCGUUUCAGGGCUGCAGAAUGUUCACUUCAGUGAAGGCCUUCGACGGGCAGCAGUACUCCACCCUGAAGAGGCAGUGCUUGCAGAGUGGCCUGCUCUUUGAGGACCCCCGCUUCCCCGCCAUCGACGACUCGCUGUUUCACCACGGCAACAGAAUCGGACGCGUGGUGUGGAAGAGGCCUCGGGAGCUGUGUGAGGACCCUCACCUGUUUGUGGAUGGCAUCAGCGCACACGAUUUACAUCAGGGACAACUGGGCAACUGCUGGUUCGUAGCGGCGUGCUCCAGUCUGGCCUCAAGAGAGUCUUUAUGGCAAAAGGUCAUUCCCGACUGGAGGGAGCAGGAGUGGGACACGGAGAAGCCGGAAUCGUACGCCGGGAUCUUCCACUUCCGCUUCUGGCGCUUCGGGGAGUGGGUGGACGUGGUGAUUGACGACCGGCUACCGACGGUGGACAACCAGCUGGUCUACUGCCACUCCAACGACAGCAACGAGUUCUGGAGCGCCAUGGUGGAGAAGGCCUAUGCCAAGGUGUACGGCUGCUACGAGGCUCUGGACGGGGGGAACACGGCCGACGCGCUGGUGGAUUUCACGGGUGGUGUUUCUGAGCCCGUGGACCUGCUGGAGGGUCAAAUGGCAACAGACGAGGUGGCCCGGAACCAGCUGUUUGAAAGAGUGCUCAAAGUCCACAACAGAGACGGCCUUAUCAGCUGCUCCAUCAGGGCGACCACGAUAGAGGACAUGGAGGCACGGCUGGACUGCGGCCUGGUCAAAGGUCAUGCCUACGCUGUGACCGACGUGCGGAAAGUCCGGCUAGGCCACGGACUGCUGGCCUUUUUCAAAUCCGAAAAGCUGCAAAUGAUCCGCAUGAGGAACCCCUGGGGAGAAAAGGAGUGGAGUGGCCCCUGGAGCGACAGUUCGGAGCAGUGGAACAAGGUGAGCAAGAGUGAGCGAGAGAAGCUCGGCGUGACCGUGCAGGACGACGGCGAGUUCUGGAUGACGUUCGACGACUUCUGCCAGUACUUCACCGACCUUAUCCUGUGCCGCCUCAUCAACACCUCCUACCUGAGCAUCCACAAAACCUGGGAGGAGGAGGUGAUGAGGGGCUCCUGGGUCCACCGCCAGGACCCCCUCCGCAACCGGUCCGGAGGCUGCAUCAAUCACAAGGCCACCUUCUUGCAGAACCCUCAGUACGUGUUCGAUGUGAAGAAAGUGGAGGACGAGGUGCUGAUCUGCUUACAGCAGAAGGAGAAGAGAGCCACACCCAAAGAGGGCAAAGGGGAAAACCUCGCCAUAGGCUUUGAUAUUCACCGGGUGGAGCUAAAUCGUAAGUACCGUAUGCACUCGGCUCAGCAGAAAGUAGCGGGCUCCAUCUACAUCAACUCGCGCUGCGUCUUCCUCAGGAAGGAGCUGAAGGAGGGCCGUUACGUCAUCAUUCCCACGUCCUUUGACCCCCGGCAGCAGGGUGACUUCCUGCUCCGCGUCUUCACUGAUGUGCCUUCAGACUGCAAAGAGCUGACUCUGGACGACCCCCCUCAGACGUGUUGGACUGGGAUGUGUGGCUACCCUCAGCUGGUCACUCAGGUCCACGUAAUGAAUGCCGAAGGCCUGCAGGGGCCGGACUCCAACGGAGAGCUCCACUGCCUGAAUCCCCAUAAGGAAAGACCUCUGAGCAAAGUGCAAGCUGUAGAUCCGUACGUGAUCAUCACCUGUGAAGGAGAGCGGGUUCGUUCACCUGUUCACAAGGACACGCGGUGCCCGAACUUUGACAUCAAAGGCCUGUUCUACCGCAAGAAACCCAAGGAAGGCAUCCACAUCGAGAUCUACAACAAGAACAUGAUCGUGGACACCUUCCUGGGUCAGGUGAUCCUGUUCAGCGACCCCAACGAGCGGCAGGAGCAGCACACGCUUCACCUCCGGGACAAGGGCAGUCGCCAGGACAACGACCUGCCGGGCACGCUCACCGUGCGCCUCGUCACCGCCACCGCGCUCACCAACAUCUGACGCGCUCGUUUGGCGUUCGGAUGACGACCGGCACCCGGGGGUGGCGUUUGAUGGCGCCCGGCGUCCGCCGUGGGCCCCCCGGCCGCGACGGGAGCUCACUGUGUCUUUUUUUCGCCCCCCUGCCGCUCGCAUUCUCUUCGCGCCUCUUAUUGUCUCCCCGUUUCUCUUCUUGCUUUUAAAUUCAGCUUUGAUGACUAUAUUUCCUGACGAAACACAAGACGACGUGUUUUCAAAGGAAGUUUUUUUUUAGCCUCAAUCUCCAUCAGUGGCUGAAGUACAAUUUAUCUGACUUUUAAGAACAUUAUAACGUCUUCUUUUCUUCAUGCAUACUGCUGAAUUCCACCUUGGUUCAGACAAAGACACACCCUCAAUGAUUGACACACUGCUCAUGCAGACAUGUCUGCACUCUCCAUGCAUGUGCCAAUGUUUCCAAGGGCUAUGCAUUGCCUUAAGGUCGAGUCCGCCUCUCCACCUUGAGGAGGAUGUUAAAUACUCUUCUCCAUCAGCUGUCCUCAGUGCUAGCACAGCCUCCAUUUCCGUCCUCGCUCCUUCCUCGUGGUUUUCAUCUCUAUUUUCCGAUAUCUUAACGUAACAUAUACUCUUUUAUAUCUGUGGAUAAUUGUCCCACCCAGUCAUCUUAAACAGGCACCACAAGCCUCCACCAGUUUUGCCGGAGCUUUGGAGAGCAUGCAGCACCGUCUGUCACUUUUUAUUGUGGAUUUUACAAAGAAAGCCAACAGCAGCUAUUCUCUCGCCCUUUACUGAGAGCUUUUUCCGUGUUGUUCUGUGAGCGCGCUCACGUGUCCAUCUUUGAAACCAUCACAAACUCCCCGAAACGCUCUCUGCCGGUUGCUAUGGACGAUCUCAAAACUGCAUGGCUUAAAGAAGGAGAAAAAAAAAGAACUAGACUCUUUGCCUGUGCUCUCUUGUCUCUCCGGUCGUAGCUUAGCAACCGGUGCUUUUGAUAGCCUUCCCUCUUUGAUCCCGCCCCUCCUCCAACGCGUGUACGUCUUCUCAAAUCCAGCAGAGUGCAAAGAUUCACCCUGACAUAAUCAAAGUGCUUUAUGGGACCAAAGAUGAUCCUCUGCUCUCUUAGUCCCUUUCGGCCCGGCCCGGCCCGGCCCGGCCCGGCCUGGCUACAAACCACCACCCCCUGUGCCACAUCAUCCCUUAACGGCAACACCACUGCCUGACGCUUCCUCUGACUUGAGUCUUUUGGCCCCGGCCAAAGACCCAAGUCACCUGACCCCCAAGAGGCAGCAGCCGUGCUUCGGCUGUUGGCACAGAACAGGCGUGCGUGGUUGUGUGUGUGUGUGUGUGUGUGUGUGUGUGUGUGUGUGUGUGUGUGUGUGUGUGUGUGUGUUGCAGAGCAAGUGUCCGCGGGUGCUUGAGGGUGAAUGAAUGUAUAUCUCUCAAUCCACGUUGUACCCGAAGGGAAACACCUUCUGCGGAUGUGGAAAGGUGUGAACUGAAAGGAAAGGAGCCCUUCAGUGGAACACACACCUUGCACCUUAUUUCAUCUAUAGAGACUUUAAUGGAUGAAAGAAAGAGGGCGGCGAGCUGAGAAGGCGUCCUGCCAAACGACCCGUGCCAUCGCCGUGAUCCUGGCUUUGCCUCCACAGCGGGAAAAACAACUUGGGAUGAACUGUUGAGGGAUUUCGGGAGGAUUUCAGAUGGCUUUGGCAUAUUGAACCAACACUGGUACAGUUUAAUCUAUCUGUGAUGAACUAUGACACUUCUUGAUCACGAGGCCGUUCAAUUUGGCCUUUUGUGACAGAAGCUUAAAAAGAAAAUCAUGACUUUUUUUUCUUAUCUUUUUUCUUGUCAAAAGUGGAAUAUCACUGCAGAGACUUUUCAUUUCACCUUUCAUUAACUUUCGUUAAGUCUUAGUCUUGUUUUGUCUUUUUCACAAUAGGAAUUAAAUCAUUAUCAAGAUGUUUCCUUUGAAUGUAAGACAAACAGUAAGCGGACUAAUCAAAAUCUAUCAAGUUUGUUUUCCUAAUUUUCUUUCAGCGCCUUUUUUACAUUACUUGAACACAUGGCAUUUAAUUGACUUUGUGUACAGCAUCUUUGUAAAUGCGUCUUGCAUGGGUUAUUUUCCAAUAUGUUCAUGGCCUUGUAUUGUACUGUUGAAUUGUUACUAUAUAUAUAUAUAUCCUUUCUAUCUCAAAAGUCUUGGAAAUGCUAGUUUUGAGCGGUCGGCAUGUCUUACUCUUAACGCACCUCAUGUCAGUCGGAUCAAACCAACGAGUUUGAUGCACUUAUUGUCUUGUAGUACAGUGAUAAAUUCAUAAGGCCUCUAGCAUCUGUGGACAUUAGCAGCAGUUGUUGACUUAAAAUUAGGUGCUAUUUAUCUUCUCCCUGCUCUUUUACAUUGUUUCUGGGCAGAACGCAGAACCCUAGCUAACGAAACGAGGCUGGAUUUGGAACAUUUUAGCUUGCAGACAGACUUUGUUAGAAACUGCAGUGCCGAGCAGUGUGAGGUUAGACUGUGCCGGGAAAGCUUCUUUUUUUUGUGUGUGUUUCACAGCCGGUGGGAAAAGAACGAACCGUUUCCUCCUUCCUCGCUGAGUGUCCUUGUGCGAGGCGCCGAACUCGCCAGUGGAGCCUAAAGGCCGGCUGUGAAUAUGUGCAAAAUCAAACUGUGUAUUUCCAGCUUGAAAACGAGGAUGGACUGAAGGGUUGUUGGUGCCAAAUGUGCAGGCGGCUACUUGGAUUUUGUUAAAGUGGCUUUUUCUUUGUUCCCUCUGGUGACCAGACUUCCUCAUCCAGACACACACGUUUUCUGGUGGAAAAGUUUGUUACAAUGUGGCCAGACUGUAACGUUAUGUCAUUAAUGCACAAUAUGUCAUUUCCAGCUACCUGAUUGGGAAAUAGUGUAACAACUGGGGAAACGGUGCAUUGGAUUUAAACUGUUCUGAUCCACGUGCUUAGAAGAGUCUUGAGGGAUUCUGGAAAUUCUUUCAAAAUAGUUUAAAUUUUUGGUUUUGUAUGGAAAAAUAAUAACGAGGCACACGUUUGGGCUCGGUGACGCAGGCGGGAGCUAAAGAAUUAGACUUUGCUUGCUGCAUUUGGAUGCAACUUUCACGCCAUUUAACAUAACGUUUUGCAGUCUGUUUCACUAAUCUUUUAUAUUCCAGUUUCUCUCAAACUGUAUUUUAAAUAUACAAGUUUUCAGCAACCAUUUUUUAUUAACCCCCCCCCACCUAUUUCUAUUUUUUUAUUGUUUUCGAUACACGCGAGACACAGAAUUAUGACCUCCAACAUCCAACCUGACAGCUCUGACAUACGGGAGUAUUUGGCGUCACUCGCGAUCCGAUUAUGAGCUGAAUAAACAAUGAGUCGAGCUCAAUGUGAAAUCUCGUCCAAUUCAUGUGCCACGCCGGUGCCAAAAGACAAAACAGCAUUUGAGACAAAGGACGCUUUUGUAAAGACGUUUGCCAUGUGACUGUCUGACAAACGUAUGAAAGUGUUUUAUUUUCUCCACUACGUCCUCGUCUCGAAAAUGGUUCUCAUUGCAUCGCUUUCUUACCCAUUAGUAGUCGUUGCAGAUCGGGAUUCUUUGCCAAAAGUGUUAUGGCGUUCGCUGUUAACCCCCCCACACACACACACACACACACACACACACACACACAAUGUAUACACUCCAGCUUCUAGACCAACCGGGCCUGGUUGGAGUUGUGGACCUUGACUGUUUUUCUGGACAUUCGCUGCAACGCUUGUUGUUUUUCUGUACAUAUGUGUUCUGCACGGCCGUGCCAAAGCGGGUUUUAAGAACACAAAACUCCGUUGAAUGAACUGCUCACAGCGUCUGACUUUUGUACAAAUCCCCAAAAAUGCCAGUGCAUGUAGCAAAAGCGCUUCAAAUCUGCUCGCAGCAUUACGAAUAUAUUAUAUAUAUAUAUAUAUAUAUAUAUAUAUAUAUAUAUAUAUAAAUUUAUUUGAGUCUUUCUCUGAGUGUAAAAACUAAAUCUGCUGUUGCUACUUUGAUAAACAUACUGUGUGAGGUAGAAGGCUUGCAUGCAUUACAACAGUAUUCAGUUUUCUAAUAUUUUCUAUUCAGUAACCUGCAGUAUACAGUAUGCAUAUAAAAGUAGCAGCAACUUGACUUAUCCGUCGUUGUGAUGGCUUCCAUGUUUUGAUGGAUGUUAUACCGGAUAUUCCAGACAUUUAUUUAGGGAGGAAGUUGAUCACGACCUCUGGUGAUCAGCAGGAAUACGAAGAGGAAUCUAAUGAUGGAUUUAUUCCGAGCCCCAUAAUGCCUCGCAUGGAUUUUAGUUGGAAUAAGGUAGAAGAGAAAGAUAAUUUAGUUUUUUGUUUUGUGGGUUUUUAAGAGGCUUUUUUUUCCGUUCGCUCAGCAACGCGGCGAUGUGGGCCGAGGUUCGCUCGCCUUCUCAUCUCACGUCCUCGUCAACUUGGAAGCUGCUGCAUGCGCCGAGCGCCACGAGACGUUGAGUUCGACUCCGGUUGCUCGUCACCGACAUUUUUACCUGAGGCCGAGCGCCGUCCACGCCAGGAACGAGCUUGUGAUUCUUCUUGUAUUUUUCUGCUGAUGUUUAUUAACUGGAGACUGGAAUACCUUCUGCAUGGUGGCACUUCUAGAAGACGCUUCGGUCUUUCUAACAAGGAUCUUUUUGUCAGUAUUUUAUAACCUUGUUAAUUUUAUAUAUACACUUAACCUCGCGUUCCAAACCGGUAUGUUUACUGAUGGCUGGGCUUCAGAGAGCUGUGCUGUGUGUUCUGUGCUGUGCGCUUUGUCUGUGUCUUCUUCUCAACGUGAGCUUUCCUUUUCUAUUACUUGUAUUUGUUUUCUUUCAAUGCGUGUUUGUUGUUCUCGGUUACACUGUGGUUAUUUUAUAUAGCUGCAAGCUGAAAUUAUACUUCUUUCUUUUGUAUGUAAUGUCAACUUGUGGCAUGACUUUGAAAUAAAACAGGAAAAAAAUA